AUGGAAGAAAUAGUUCAGCAACAACAGCUAGAAGAGCCUGAAGGAAACGAACAAGUCACUCCUUUGGAAACUAACUUCACAGAACUAGAUGAAGAUUUGGAACAGCCGAAAAAUCUUGACCCUCAACAAGAGUAUGCGGAGAAUAUGGAAUAUUUCCAAGAGUCUAAAAAAAAUUCGGCUGACAUAGUAGAAGAAUAUCGAAAAAUGUUUGCCGACAUACAAAAGACUCCAACACCAGAUGAAAAUAUUCAGCAUAGAAUGGAAGCACUGAAAGAAAAUGUACACAAAUACAACAACCCUUUUUACUUACGAGCAUUUAACGUUCAAUCUUCGGAUGAACUCGGUGAAGAUAAAAGGUUAAAUUUCAAGAAAACAUAUAGAAAUGAAACAUUGUUUAAAGUUCAUUCAGAACCUAACCAAGAUGGAAACAAACCUACUUUUGUUUCUGCAGACGAUGGAACUACAAUGAGAUGGGGUCAUAAAGCUAAUCCGGAUAGGUGGUUCAUAAACUUACAACCUCAAUUCCAAGAAGUUGUAGACGCAAUGGAAGUCAAUGGUGAACGAGACAUAGCUGGUAUUUUAAGCGCGGCUUUAAUGCCAUUGAAAGAUAUGAAAGAUGCAGAUAUUUUGGACCAGUAUGAAAUGAACAUGGCUGAUGGAAAUAUAACACCUGACGUUCUAGAACAUUUAUCUCAAAGAACUACACAGAACCAUAGAGAUGGUAUAUUUGGUGAAGAGUUUAGAAAGAAAGUUAGGGAGGGAGAAGGAAGAGAACCUAUUGUACAUGACCUUGCAAACGAAA
Molecule: messenger RNA, 802 nt
Organism: Trichomonas vaginalis G3
Lineage: Eukaryota; Parabasalia; Trichomonadida; Trichomonadidae
Product: protein of unknown function, DUF4106 family
Exons: 1
Source: RefSeq, a predicted model, not a curated record